CAGACUGUGGCACUGACUAGGUUGACCAAAUCUAAUUCAUUUCUUUGUUGUGAUUAAACGUUAGCCGCUUUUGAAAUCUGCCUCACCGGUUGAGUUUAUAAACUAUUGAUAGUUCUUUGCAUCUAGGUGCUUAGAGGAUGAGUGGCGGGGUGUACGGAGGCGAUGAGGUCGGAGCGCUUGUGUUUGACAUCGGCUCGUACACGGUGCGCGCAGGCUAUGCCGGUGAGGACUGUCCGAAGGCGGACUUUCCGACGGUGAUCGGAGCGACGGUUGACCGGGAGGAUGGCACCGUUCCCAUGGAGACGGACGGGGAGAAGACCAAGCAGAGUGGCACCACCUACUACAUUGACACCAACCAGCUCCGCGUGCCCCGAGAAAACAUGGAGGUCAUGUCUCCCCUCAAAAACGGCAUGAUUGAAGACUGGGACAGCUUCCAGGCCAUUCUGGACCACACCUACAAGAUGCAUUUCAAGUCGGAGCCCAGUCUGCACCCUGUGCUCAUGUCCGAGGCCUCGUGGAACACCCGAGCAAAGCGCGAAAAGCUGACAGAGUUGAUGUUUGAGCACUACAACAUUCCCGCCUUCUUCCUGUGCAAGACUGCAGUCCUGUCAGCCUUUGCAAAUGGGCGCUCCACGGGUCUGGUGCUCGACAGCGGCGCCACGCACACCACAGCUAUCCCUGUGCAUGAUGGCUACGUCCUGCAGCAAGGCAUUGUGAAGUCCCCACUGGCGGGAGACUUCAUGAGCAUGCAGUGUCGUGAGCUGUUCCAGGAGCUCGCGGUGGAGAUCGUCCCACCCUACUUGAUCGCAUCAAAGGUGAGGGCAGCCAAAGAUGCUGUGCGUGAGGGGGCUGCUGCCAGUUGGAAGAAGAAGGAAAAGCUUCCUCAGGUCACACGCUCCUGGCACAACUACAUGUGUAAUUGUGUCAUUCAGGACUUCCAGGCCUCAGUUCUGCAGGUGUCCGACUCGCCUUACGAUGAACAAGUGGCGGCCCAAAUGCCCACCAUGCAUUAUGAGCUGCCUAACGGUUACAACUGUGACUUCGGAUCAGAGCGGCUAAAGAUUCCAGAGGGCCUCUUCGACCCCUCCAACGCCAAGGGCCUGUCUGGUAACACCAUGCUGGGAGUGGGACACGUGGUGACCACCAGUGUGGGCAUGUGUGACAUCGACAUUCGACCGGGUCUGUACGGAAGUGUGGUAGUGACUGGCGGAAACACACUCAUUCAGGGCUUCACCGAUCGCCUCACCAGGGAGCUGUCACAGAAGACUCCACCGAGUAUGCGUCUGAAGCUAAUAGCCAACAACACCACAGUGGAGCGCAGGUUUAGCGCCUGGAUCGGAGGCUCCAUCCUGGCAUCACUGGUAAGAUGGGGGUCAGAGGUCAAGGGCGUUAAGAAUCUCCUCUUCAGAGUCUCUUCUUUAACGUGUGUGUGUGUGUGUUGCAGGGAACGUUCCAGCAGAUGUGGAUCUCGAAGCAGGAAUAUGAAGAGGGCGGAAAGCAGUGUGUAGACAGGAAGUGCCCCUGAUCGCCACGGAGACGACCACUGCCUUUAAAACGCGACAAACCUCUCUGCUUGUCCACCCCACCGUACUGGACUCAGGAACAACACAAGGACGCGCCGUUUUAUAGUUUUUUAAAAACACAUCAGUCAAGAUUCCAGUCCUUUUUUCUUUAGAGUCUUUGCUAUUUUCUUAAACACACCUAGAUGCUGUGUUGUGAUCGCUGACCAUUUUCAAGGGUGACAGGUCUGACGGAAUUACCUGCAACUGGCCGCUCUGUCCCCUGUGAGAACUGGUCUUGUGUGAGCCACGUAUUAUGUUACUGUCGACUGAUUCCUCAACCCCGCGGUCACUGUCAGGAUGCAACCGACUUUUGAUUUCCCUGUUAGUCUUUUUGAAAAAUAAACGUUUUUAUUGCGAUGCCUUUUGAAUUUGAACAUUUGACACAGAUAAUCCCAGAGCGCUGUUGUACAAAAAGUCACCUGUAUUUAUUUAGAUGCUCAUGAUCAUAUCACACAUCAGACAGAACUCCAAUAAACAUGUUUCUCUUUUCA
Molecule: messenger RNA, 2053 nt
Organism: Alosa sapidissima (American shad)
Lineage: Eukaryota; Metazoa; Chordata; Actinopteri; Clupeiformes; Clupeidae
Gene: actl6a
Product: actin-like 6A
Exons: 14
Coding region: 138-1508 (456 amino acids)
Biological process (GO): nervous system development; regulation of transcription by RNA polymerase II
Cellular component (GO): SWI/SNF complex; NuA4 histone acetyltransferase complex
Molecular function (GO): chromatin binding
Source: RefSeq, a predicted model, not a curated record